AUGAUACUGCAUUGGAAAGAUAAUCCAAAACCAUUAAAGCAAAUAUGUCUUGUCAAUGUUGAGAUAGAACCAAAUCCAUGUUGGAUUACAAUCAUUUGUGAAAAUCAAGUAAAUCUGCUAAAAGCUUUUGCUCUUUGCUGUGAGAGCAUAUCAUUUCAAUAUACUCGAAUGGAUGUGGGAACGAAUGACAGAAAAGAAAAAAAGGAUACAGAUGAAGAGGAAACUAUAUGGAGAUCAGAUGAGAAAGUUGAGGAAAAGGAAGAUUAUAUGGGAGUAAUUAAGAUCAAAAUUACUGCAGAAGAAGAUUUCUUUUUCAGUUUUCUUAAACUGUCAGGGAUUGAAACGAGAAGACCUGUAAUGGGAUUAGACUUUGCCUCAUUAUAUUCCAGUCUCAUCAUGGCUUACAAUCUCUCUUCAGAUAAAAUAAUACUAACAUAUGAAGAGGUUGAUAUUGCGGAAAAAAUGGAAACAUUUUACAUAAGAUUGAGUUUUCAUUCAAUAACUGAUUUAUUCAAUACGAGAGUAGAGCUUAAAGCACAUCUUGUCCCACUAGGAAAGAAAAAGCUACAACUUGGAAAGAUUAUUAGCAACUCAAAAUCUCCAAUUUUUCUUCGUGAAUUAGCUGGAGGAACUAUUUCAGCAGGAAAAUAUAACUUUAAUCUUGUCGCAGAAUUCAUAACAAAGAAAGGGUUUGGGAUAAAAUAUGGUGAUACUGAUUCUUUAUAUCUCACCUGUCUAGAUAAGUAUUAUGAAAAAUGCAAUGAAACCUUCUCUAGAAAAGAUCUUUUUAAAGAAGCAUAUUGGACUGAAAUGGUUGAAAUUACUAUGGUUGUGAUGAAAAGCUUGCGUGAUCAAGUAAAUGCUUAUCUUGGGAUAAAAAUGGCACAUCUUAUCUUAAGAUGGCAUAUGAAAAGGCUAGAUGAUCUCUUUAUAAGAGGAAUUGAUACUGUGAAGCAAGGGAAUUCUGAGUUCUUCAGGUUUAUCGGAGAAAAGAUUAUGUGA
Funneliformis geosporum is the source of this 1002-nucleotide messenger RNA. Lineage: Eukaryota; Fungi; Glomeromycota; Glomeromycetes; Glomerales; Glomeraceae. The record is from the annotation of a GenBank genome assembly.